This is a messenger RNA of Scleropages formosus (Asian bonytongue), 2619 nucleotides long. It is a transcript of the gene acvrl1, whose product is annotated as activin A receptor like type 1. Gene Ontology annotation, molecular function: ATP binding; transmembrane receptor protein serine/threonine kinase activity. The transcript is spliced from 11 exons. The coding region runs from base 720 to 2261 and encodes 513 amino acids. Gene Ontology annotation, cellular component: plasma membrane; BMP receptor complex. Lineage: Eukaryota; Metazoa; Chordata; Actinopteri; Osteoglossiformes; Osteoglossidae. The record is from RefSeq and is a predicted model, not a curated record. Gene Ontology annotation, biological process: transforming growth factor beta receptor signaling pathway; heart development; angiogenesis.
CACACGCUGUUUGGCCAGUGCGCUGCAGAGUGUGUCACUUCUCGAAGUGUAAUCUUGCUCCAGGAUCUGGACGUGUCCGUUGUCCGGACUGAGUGUCCGCGCCGUGGGCAGUGCGGAGCCGCUGUCCCGCCUGCUGCUGCCGAGCGGAAGGCAGCGAUCCCACUGCCUGUUUAUCCGGAGAUGAUGUUGAUGGCGAGCGCGAUAGAGCCCCGCGGGAUCGUCCGCAGUCGCACCCGCAGCAGCCUCGGCGCCUCGCGGAUCUGACCCGACAUGUCCCGCGCAUACUUGGAAGGACGUUCCUCGCGCCGGCUGUGUUUUGCUUCUUGUGAAGUUCCUUCUUUUUAAAGGGCUCGCUCGCGACCGACUCCCGCGGAAUGUCCUCCUACUACUACGUUUGAAAUCCCUUGCGUGGGGUGGGGGUUAAAAAAGAAAAAAAAGGUCUGCAGGAGGAGGUUGAGUAAGUGCGGAGAAGUUCUGGGGAAGAGGAGCCACAUGGACGCGAUCUGACGCCACAGAAGCAAGCGCUGUGUGUGUGUGUGGAGUUCUGGAAAGAAUCGAACACACACUUUGUUUUUAAUAUGGGCCAUGUGCGCUGUGGUUCGGAGCUCCUCGACACUCGGGUGACUUCGUGAGUGAGUGAGUCAGUGUGUCCAUCCAGCGAGCGAACCGAACGAACCUCCGUCUCCGUGCAGGAAGAGACAAGAGUCUAGCGAUCAGAUAUGCAAAGAGCCAUGGUGUCACUGCUGCCCGCACUGCUGCUGGCUACACCCGGCUUGUGGUUAGUCACAUCUCAGGCAGACCAGGAUUCUUUCAGCCCACCUUCAGAAACGAACCAACCGACGCAGCGCCAAGUGCUGUGUGCGUGCGAGAACAGGUACCCCUGUGAGAACAACACCUGCUGGGGGCACCGCUGCUUCUUCAUCCACAUCUCAGGCGACACACAGAGGGGCUGCUUCCAGAGGGCGCAGCAGGAGCAGUGUUUCGUUCCCCGCAUACACAACCUGUUCAUCGACUGCUGCUCCUCUCAUCUCUGCAAUGCCAACACAAGCGUGCCCUCGGUCCCAGUAGUUGAACAGAAAGAGAAGAAGAACCUGGUUCUUCUGGUCGGGGUUCCACUGCUGGCCCUGCUAGUCCUGUCCCUGGCAAUGUGUGGUCUGGUGUUCUGGCUGCGCUUCCGGCACCGGCACCUCAGGCCGACUCGACUCGAAGAGCAAGACACAAACAUGCUGAAGGUCCCCAACGGUGGAGACCCUACUUACGGGGACAUAUUUGAUGAGUUCUGCACGUCGGGCAGCGGCACAGGUCUGCCCUACCUGGUACAGAGGACGAUGGCCCGGCAGAUCUCUCUUGUUGAGUGUGUCGGGAAGGGCCGUUACGGUGAGGUGUGGCGGGGCACGUGGAUGGGGGAGAGCGUAGCCGUGAAGAUCUUCUCCUCUCGAGAUGAGCAGUCCUGGUUCCGCGAGACCGAGAUCUACAACACCGUUCAGCUCCGGCAUGAGAACAUCCUGGGUUUCAUAGCCUCCGACAUGACGUCCAAAAACUCGAGUACCCAGCUUUGGCUGAUCACACACUACCAUGAGCUGGGCUCCCUUUAUGACUUCCUCCAGUACAGCAGCCUGGACCCCGAAGGCUGCCUGCGCAUGUGCCAGUCGGUGGCCUGUGGCCUCGUGCACCUGCACACGGAGAUACGCAGCUUCCAGGGCAAGCCCGCCAUCGCCCAUCGGGACCUCAAGAGUCGCAACAUUCUGGUGAAGAAGAACGGCCAGUGCUGUAUCGCAGACCUGGGCCUGGCGGUCAUACACUCUCAGACCACAGAUUACCUGGACGUGGGCAACAACCCUCGGGUCGGAACCAAGCGUUACAUGGCCCCUGAAGUUCUCGACGAAACCAUUCGGAUGGAUGUCUUCGAAUCCUACAAGCAGACUGACAUAUGGGCCCUCGGCUUGGUUCUGUGGGAGAUCACUCGUAGGACCGUGGUAAACGGAAUUGUGGAGGAGUAUCGGCCUCCCUUCUUUGACGCGGUGCCCUCUGACCCUAGCUUUGAGGAGAUGAAAAAGGUGGUAUGCGUGGACCAGCAGAGGCCGAGCCUUCACAACCGCCUGCACUCGCACCCGAUUCUGUCCACCAUUGCCAAGAUCAUGAGGGAAUGCUGGUUCCAGAGCCCCUCGGCUCGGCUCACCGCUCUCCGCGUGCGCAAGACCCUGUCCAAGCUGGACCAGGAUCAGGACUACAGCCCCAGCAAAAUGAAACAGGACUUCUAGGCCACAGACGGCUAUACGAGAACUCCCGGCUAACGUUCAGCCGCUCAAUGGCUCCAUCUCUGGAAAGCUGAAUCCGUCAAGGUUAUGUGAAUCCACCGUGCAUAAUAAGAUUUACGGGGUUAUUGAACUUGGCCGGAUGCAUUAGUGUGUCACCACUAGCUGGGUUCGCUCCCUUUUUCAAGGACGCAACAAAGAAGAGCGUUCCGUGUUUUUUACUGGGAGGACUGCAGCCCUGCCCUUUCAGCUCCAUGGGCUCUUCACCUUCACCUCGUGCCCUUCCGCACUGUCCAACAGCAGCGCGCCGAUCAGCCACCUCGCCUCACAGACACACUCUGGACCCAUCCACGCAGCGUCCUUU